This is a messenger RNA of Aspergillus clavatus NRRL 1, 3492 nucleotides long. Its product is annotated as tRNA (34-2'-O)-methyltransferase regulator RTT10. The record is from RefSeq and is a predicted model, not a curated record. Gene Ontology annotation, cellular component: cytoplasm. Gene Ontology annotation, biological process: tRNA methylation. The coding region runs from base 1 to 3492 and encodes 1163 amino acids. NCBI's taxonomy places the organism in Eukaryota, Fungi, Ascomycota, Eurotiomycetes, Eurotiales, Aspergillaceae. The transcript has 3 exons. Gene Ontology annotation, molecular function: protein binding.
AUGCAUUCAUCGCUAGAGCACAUUGAUGCUUGCCUCCCCGUAAUUGCACUUAAAGCGCUGGUGCUGAGGGAUACCAGGCUUCUUAUUCAAGGUCGAGGCCCUUACUGUCAAGUAAUCGACGAGCAAAAUGGAAAGCUUCUGGCAGAGUUGAAAGUCUUUAGAAGAAAUAACAUCCAUGGAUUUAUACUCCUCAGCCAAAACCAGCGUGACCUGGGGUCCGCCUCUAGUCGGCUUGUGGUGUGGGGUGGAAGCUCUUUGAGAGUCAUUGAUCUGUCUCUUGAUAGCAGUGAUGCUUCCGAAAGCAACAAGGCUUCUCUUCGAGCUGUCACUGCGGAGUAUCUGGCUCCGGAUUGGAUCCUGGCCGGAUGCGCGCCUGAGUCUGGUAACAAGGCUGAGCGAGCUUUCGUGGUCACUGCCCAUAAUGCGAUCCUUGGUCUGCAUGUGGUGGAGAAUGUAGACUCCAAAUAUGCUCACGCCGUUCACGUACAGCAACUGGUUUCCGGUGUCAAGUCGAUUCUCUAUUCCGCCGAUGCCAUCUCGUUAUCGUCAUCUCGCGUUUUGAUUGCUGCCGGGACCGUCUUUGGCGAAAUUAUAGUCUGGUCCUGUUUUAUAGACGAAAAUGAAAGCAAUCCCUUGAAGCUUAACGCAGCCGGCUCUAUCCAUCAUUUCUUCACCGGCCAUGAAGGUUCAAUAUUCGGAGUUCGGAUCUCACCACUUCUCAACUCGUUACCGGGGCAUCGAUCUGGACGCCUCCUGGCUAGCUGUAGUGAUGAUAGAACAAUCAGAGUAUGGGACAUCUCCGACUGCGAAAAGAUUUCCCGCCACGAUCGUUCUGCCUAUUCCACGGAUGGAUUUGAGCUUCGAACAACUGGAUUCGGCUCAGUGGCAGCGACUGGCGAUGAAUCCGGUCCAGAAUCGUGCGUCGCAAAAGCCUUUGGCCAUGCGGCACGUAUCUGGGGGGUUCAUUUUGUGCCCACAGCUACACAGGACCAGACCAAUUUGACUAUCGUGUCUCGUGGUGAGGAUGCUACCUGUAUCCUGUGGGAUCUCAGCUGGGGAGCAUCGUGUUCGCCAAAGGCCGAGUUCAAAUUGACUCAAAUCUCAUCCUCUCAUCUACACACCGGCAAGCACCUUUGGUCUCUGGAUAUGAACAGUACCGGGUCACAGACGACCAUCUACACUGGCGGUGCCGACGGCGCUGUCAGAUGUUUCACGAUAGAUGUAAAUGAGAACGCAUCGAUAUCGUUACCGAACAGAGAUAACCGCAUUGUGACCUCAAGCGAUACUCAGAACAUAGUCUCCACUAGGGACAAGUCAUUCAAGGCUUUUGCCUUCGUCUCAUCUGAUCAUUUUGUUGCAACUACCUUUCAAGGCGAAGUUCAACUUGGUUCGGUACAAUCUCGAACCGAUGCAGGACGUCUUAUCUUCAAGGAAACUCUAUUCGUUGAAGAGGACCUUCGUGCUUUCUCGGUCAUUGGCAGCCUGCCACAGAAGGGGUUGGCACUGAUUGCCAAUGCACUUGGUCUGGUUCGGCUCUAUAAUCAUGGCACUAAGUCUUUGGACAAAGUCGCACAAGCGGAUGGUAGACCGCUGAGAAUAUUUCCUCUCCAGUAUGAUGUGGAUGCACAACGUGACGCUACAACUCUUUCCUUCGUUACAUCCUAUGCGACACUGAGGAAAGCGGAUCUCUUCUGCAUCGGGAAAUCGAGCACUGCUGAGCCUCAUUUUACGAAGACGGAGUUGACUUUACCCCAUGGCAUGGAAGUAUCCUGCGCCUCCUGGAUUGAUCACCAGUAUCUGGCUUUAGGAAUCAAGAGUGGUGCCCUCCUGGUGUAUAAGGUUGCAGAGAUGGGAGGGUCUCUCGAGCCCAUCCUUUGCACUCUGAGGAUUCACGGCCGAGAGGGGGUCAACGCGAUUACCCAAUUCUCAACCAUGUUUGGUGAAGCUGGUAGUUUGCCAGACUACUUUAUGACCUGUGGUCGCGAUGGCGACUAUUGCAUCCAUGAGUUGGCAGACGAAGGAGGGUCAGAGGUCCGCAUUCGCACUAUUCAUCGUUCCUCCCCAGCCGUGAGCUUCAACGUUGAGGGAUUUUACAUUGACCCACUAUCCAAAGAUUUUAUUCUUUAUGGAUUCCAAAGCACGGAGUUCAUCCUCUGGAACGAGACAGCCCAUUCUGAGCUUGCCCGCGUGGACUGCGGCGGAGCGCGGCGAAUGUGGGCUUUCCAUCCGAGCAAUGAAACAUCUGGAGCUGGAUUGCUCCUCUGGGUUCAAUCAGGGUUCAAUGCCCUCCAGAUACAACCUAACGUCAACCGCACGAUACGCGCUGGUGGUCAUGGAAGGGAGAUAAAAACGAUGGAAGUGGCCCAUUCGACAUCAGAGAGAGGGACUCUAAUCGCUACAGGAGCAGAGGAUACCCAUCUACGGAUUUUUGCACCUGCAUCUCCUCAUACCGAAAGUUUAUGGGCUUCGUUCAAAUGCCUGCGUGUUCUGAGGGACCACACGGCGGGAGUACAGCAGAUCAGCUGGUCGACGGAUGGGAAAACCCUCUUCUCAAGUGCUGGAUUCGAGGAACUUUUUGUUUGGAAGGUUCGCCAAAUCCCUUCGUUUGGCCUGGCUACUGCUCUAGCAGCCUCUAGCCCCAAAGACGACCCGAUGUCCGAGCUGCGGGUGACGAGUUUCGAUGUGCUGGACGUGGAAGAAGAACAGGCUAAGGGCGGGUUUCUACUUUGCCUAGCGCUUUCGAAUUCAACGAUCAAGAUCUUCCACUAUUCUUCAUCGGUCGACGAGGGUCACUUCACCCUGCUGGCACGUGGCACCUACACCAGUAAUUGUCUCACGCAAGCUCGAUUCUUAGUGACAAGCUCCUCCAUUGGCUUGAUCACAGCCUCCACUGACGGGCACUUUACUCUGUGGCAUUUGAACCCAGUUCUUGAACCUUUCUACUCGAUGGCAUCGUCAAGUGUGCAUCUGAGGCAACCAUUGGAGACGCUCUCGAUCAAUCCAUCGAGCAUCACAUGCGAAAAUCGCUACCAGAUCCAUUCAAACAGUAUCAAGUCCUUGGAAAUGGCACGCAUAUCGGCGGAUACAUCGCUCAUCCUUGCGGGAGGCGACGACAACGCGCUCACUGUCUCUGUGCUCACCGUGGACUUCACCAACACAGAUGCUGGUAGCCAUGUAUGCACAGUCACCAUUCCUGACGCGCACGCGGCCUCUGUCACGACGAUCAAGAUUUUGAAGCAACAACAGCUAGAUGGUGAGGGGAAGGCACAAAUUUUCUUUGCAUCCUCUGGAAAUGACCACCAGGUCAAGGUCUGGUGCGCAGAGGUGGAUGUCCCGCAGAGCGGGUCAGAUGGGGUCAAAGUCAAGAACCUUGUUGAUCAGUACAGCGGUGUGGCUGAUAUCUCGUCGUUGGACCUGAUCACUGACGAGUCGGGGAUGCAGUUGUUAGUUUGUGGCGUCGGCAUGGAGCUGUUUAAAUUGCAGCUGCCCUAG